AUGGACGACCCCGCCACCCGCAUCCCGCAGCAGCUGCUGCCUCACAUGCAUUUGGUGUCGCGCAAUCGAUACCCUAGCAUGCAUAUGAUGCCCACCGAGACUGCCGUCGAAUAUCUGACCAGCGCCCCCCGGGUUUGCCAAACGCAACCAAUGCACUGGACCUUUCUCGACGGUCCCCCAGAUGGAACAGUCAUGCUCACCUGGCAGCCAUUAAACCACCUCGGAAAUAACUUUGCUAGCGAUGGAUAUUUCUGGGCAGAUCAAGAGCAGGUUUUUACCUUUGAAGCUCGCGGAUAUUCUGUCGAGAUGUACCUCCACCGCAGUGGUUUCCACCCUCCCAAUGAGCCAGUUGCAACUCACUGCCGCAAGCGCUACCGCAUCACCUCCUGCAAGAUCCCUAAUGCCCCCCAACCCGACCCAUCGCUCUGGAUCGUCCACUACUCGCGCGCAUCUCCCCAAGACCAUGCUCCCGCAAACCGCAUUCCCAUCAGCCCCCAGAUCCAAGCGGUCAUGGGCCAGCGCCGCUUCCUGCAGAGCCAAGGACAAUUGGCCCGCAAGGACUUCUUGCUUCACGACCGAAACAGCUGGCCAGUCAUCAACUUCCCCCAAAUGGCGCCCCAAAACUUUGCCCAGCCUGGUGCUUAUCCUAAUGCCCAGCCCCGUGCACCCGGCUUCUACCCUCCUCAGGGUCACCCGGGUGCCGUCCCACCUAACGUGGCUGCAGCUAAAGGCCCACGCGGCCACCGUGCGCCGUCGUCCGCCCUCGCUUCAGCGACUGCAGACUUCGCCACUGAAGACGAGGAUGUGUCCAGCGGCGACACAAUGGAUUUGCUCACGCCCCGCGACGUUAGCAAAAUGCGCUACCAGCAACACCACGAGUGGAUGGAGGAGAUCUUCGCAUCCCCAUACAGCAUCUCACAAAUUACGCCAGUCUCCCUGGGUCUGGGCCGUAAAGGGGAGCUUGAAUCCUUGACUGCAGGAUUCUUUGACGCCCCCGUUGGAACCUCGGGCGGAGAGGGACAAGAAGCAGGCGAUGCUCCCAAUGCCACCAAGAUGGAACCUGCCAAGGCGGAAGAGUUCGCAGAGCGUGUGUCGAAAAAGGUCGCAGACAUGACCGCUGAGAUAGAAAACCUUAAGAAGCAGCAUGCACGUCGUAUGCAGCGGUUCAACCGCACUUCCUUGCUGAAAGAAUCUGAGCUGCGCCUUCGGGAAGCUGCUGCUGACCCCACCGAGAAGGGCCCGGAGAUCUGGAGACUGGAGGGUCGCGUUGUCAUCCCUACAGAGGAGGAGACUCCUCAAAUGGAUUUCAUCGAAGACAAGGCUAAGUACAGAGUGGACGAUAUUGUUCGGGAAGUGGAAGGUGCAUGGAAAAAGCAAAUCGUGGCCGAGCCCAAGGUAUCCUGCGUCGAGAAGGGUGGCUUGCUGGAGAAAAUCGAACCCGAGCAUAAACCCGAGCCUGAGUCGUUCACUAACGACAUGGUAAUGGACCAUGACGACUCUCACCUGAUUAACCAGUUCGGCAGUCCCGGUGUCGGUGGUGGUCUGCCUUCAGGCGUCUCAGUUAAUGGACAACCAAUUCCUGGCGCCGAUCUGGCAGGUGAUGUCGAAAUGGAUAUGGGUGACCAGCUCCACGGCGGUCCCAAUGGCCAGUCUAGCGACUGGGGCAUGGUGAACGCCGACAGCAAAGAUCAUGCUGUCGGUGGGGACUUUGACUUCACCAAUAUCGACAGCGCUGGAGAUGCUCUGGCAGCUUAUAGCGAGCAACAUGAUGGACUUGAUCUGCCAGACCUGGAGAACUCAGCAUUCGGUGAUGCCUUCCAUGCCUCUGACAAUGAGCACUCGCACCACCCCGACCCCGAUGAUAUCUCCUAG
Messenger RNA from Penicillium salamii, 1872 nucleotides. The record is from the annotation of a GenBank genome assembly. NCBI's taxonomy places the organism in Eukaryota, Fungi, Ascomycota, Eurotiomycetes, Eurotiales, Aspergillaceae.